AUGGAUAAGUUUGAAUAUUUAAAUUUUUGGGGACACUCGCCUGCUCUUAAUUUGAUUUCUAACUCCAAAAUCAAAAAAGAUGGAGAUGAUUCAGUGAACAUCUUGGUGGUUGGGGGUGGUGAUUGCAGACAUGUUCUGCUAACUAUUUCUAAAAAUAUGCACAAAAACAUAAACUUUUUUAUAGUGGAUAAAUCAGUAGAAUUGUAUGCAAGGCAGAUGCUUCUAUUAGCUCUCAUUUUGAAGCCACAAAGUAAAAUUGGACUUCAAGAUAAAAUAGAAAUGUUCUUAGAAAUACAUGGUAACACUCUGAUAAGAAAACAAACAGCUGACUAUGUUGAACAACUAUCUAGCCAACUAAUCAAGGAUUUCAGACUUCGGCAGUACCUCGGCCCCAGGUACGAUGCAAUUCCGAACGUGUUUGAUUGGCACUUCCACAUGAAACUUAUAGAUAGGGAUGCGGAAGUGAUAGGGAUAAGGAACUACACGAGAUGGAGAACGAAUGGAGUGGCGUACGAGUUGAGAGAUGCAGAUUAUGACGUGCAGAACAAAACACUGGCAUCAUCUAUAGCUCUUAAAAAGGCACACACAUUUUUUAUUUCAAUUUCUUCUUGA
Molecule: messenger RNA, 612 nt
Organism: Helobdella robusta
Lineage: Eukaryota; Metazoa; Annelida; Clitellata; Rhynchobdellida; Glossiphoniidae
Exons: 6
Coding region: 1-612 (203 amino acids)
Biological process (GO): motile cilium assembly; axonemal dynein complex assembly
Source: RefSeq, a predicted model, not a curated record